UGCUUUUCCGUCUCCACACCUGUUGUUGCUCCCCCAAACGACGCCACCACACACAAUGUCUGUCAUCAGGACCCCCAUCACCGACCUCUUCGGCAUCCAGCACCCCGUGCUCCUCGCCGGCAUGAACGUCGCCGCCGGCCCGAAGCUCGCCGCUGCCGUCUCCAACGCCGGCGGUCUCGGCGUCAUCGGCGGUGUCGGCUACACCCCCAAGCACCUCCGCACCGUCAUCAAGGAGCUCAAGGAGGGCCUCGACCGUCCCGACCUCCCCUUCGGUGUCGACCUCCUCCUCCCCCAGGUCGGCGGCUCGGCCCGCAAGACCAACUACGACUACACCAAGGGCAACCUUAACGAGCUCAUCGACAUCAUCAUCGAGGAGAAGGCCAAGCUCUUCGUCUGCGCCGUCGGUGUUCCUCCCAAGGAGGUUGUCGACAAGCUCCACAAGCACGGCAUCCUUGUCAUGAACAUGAUCGGCGCCCCCAAGCACGCCGACAAGGCCCUCGAGCGCGGCGUUGACAUCAUCUGCGCCCAGGGUGGCGAGGGCGGUGGCCACACCGGUUCGAUCGCCACCUCGAUCCUCAUCCCCGCCGUCGUCGACCGCGUCAAGGGCAAGAAGUCGCCCCUCACCGGCGGCCCCGUGCACGUCAUCGCCGCCGGCGGCAUCUACGACGGCCGUGGACUGGCCGCGUCGCUCAUGUACGGUGCGCAGGCCGUCUGGGUCGGCACCCGCUUCGUCGCGUCCGAGGAGGCCGGCGCGCCCAAGAAGCACAAGGAGCUUGUCGUCUCGGCCGACCACGGCGACACGGCCACCACCAUCAUCUACACUGGCCGUCCGCUCCGUGUCCGCCGCACCGACUACGUCAAGGAGUGGGAGGGCCGCCAGGACGAGAUCAAGGCCCUCACCAGCCAGGGCAAGCUCCCUGCCGAGCUCGACAUUGCCAAGCGCCCCGAGCUCUCCAUGGCCGCCCGCCCCUGGCUCAUGGGAGAUGUCGCCGCCGUCAUCAACGACGUCAAGCCCGCCAAGGCCAUCAUCGAGGAGCUCGUCAACGGCGCCAAGGCCGCCAUUGAGGGCGGCGUCUCCGACCUCGUCAACCGCGGCUCCAAGCUCUAAAAGGGUCGCUGGGUUUAUCUAGGAAUCUUUGUAGCGCGAUGCCACGUUGUCAGCAGGGUAG
Vanrija pseudolonga is the source of this 1169-nucleotide messenger RNA. Its product is annotated as putative nitronate monooxygenase. Gene Ontology annotation, molecular function: nitronate monooxygenase activity. The coding region runs from base 56 to 1108 and encodes 350 amino acids. The transcript is spliced from 6 exons. The record is from RefSeq and is a predicted model, not a curated record. NCBI's taxonomy places the organism in Eukaryota, Fungi, Basidiomycota, Tremellomycetes, Trichosporonales, Trichosporonaceae.